This is a messenger RNA of Rasamsonia emersonii CBS 393.64, 489 nucleotides long. RefSeq names its product Fatty acid synthase beta subunit. Lineage: Eukaryota; Fungi; Ascomycota; Eurotiomycetes; Eurotiales; Trichocomaceae. The annotation marks the transcript as partial. Gene Ontology annotation, cellular component: fatty acid synthase complex. Gene Ontology annotation, biological process: long-chain fatty acid biosynthetic process. The record is from RefSeq and is a predicted model, not a curated record. The transcript has a single exon.
CUUCGUGCUCUUGACUGCUUGACAAACCUACUCAACGUGCUGAAGGCGCAGAAAAUCGACAUCCAGGCACUUAUGCAGAAAAUGUCCCUUGACGAUGUCAAAGCGCAUCUUGUCCAAAUAAUUCAUGAGUGCGUAAAGCAGACUGAGGCAAAGCCGCAGCCUAUCACAUUGGAACGUGGCUUUGCCACCAUUCCUCUCCGUGGUAUCGACGUCCCCUUCCACAGCACAUUCUUGCGCUCUGGUGUCAAGCCAUUCCGGUCCUUCCUUCUCAAGAAAAUCAACAAGACCACAAUUGAUCCUAGCAAGUUGAUUGGGAAAUAUAUUCCCAACGUCACCGCCCGGCCGUUCGAGAUUACAAAGGAGUAUUUCGAGGAUGUCUACAGAUUGACGGGCUCGCCUCGCAUUGCAAACGUUCUGGCCAACUGGGAUAAGUAUGAGGAUGCUAAGGACGGUGCUACCACCCGUUCUACCGGUACCGCCGCAGUAUAA